AUGACGAGACCGCGCGGGACAAGCGCCGCCAGCGAGGAGAGCGAUGUUACCGCCGGCCAGCAGGAGCUGGGUAGCAUGUACGACUACCUAGCCAAGAUUAUCCUCCUGGGACCGAGCGGGACAGGAAAAUCAUGCUUGCUGCAUCGCUUCGUUAAGAAUGAAUGGCGGGUCUUAUCGUCCCAGACCAUCGGCGUUGAGUUUGCGAGCAAAAUCAUCAAGGUUGGCACCGGAUCCCGGCGCAAACGUAUAAAGCUACAGCUCUGGGACACCGCCGGCACCGAACGAUUCCGCUCCGUCUCGCGAUCAUACUACCGAGGCGCCGCUGGCGCCAUAUUGGUCUACGAUGUCACAUCUCACAGCAGCUUCCGCGGUCUGCAGCCCUUCCUUAACGACGCCCGAGCCCUCGCCUCUCCCAACUUAUCUUGCCUCCUCGUCGGCAACAAACUCGACCUCGCUUCCGAUCCCCUAAUCGACACGAGCCUCCCACCCCCGACACCGAGCAGCGUCGGCUCCAUGUCCUACUUCACGAGCGGAUCAGUCGGAACGAGUAUGCCGUCGCUCGGCACGCAGCAAAAGGCAACAGAAGCCCCCGAAGGCCGCGAGGUCGCCAACGCAGACGCAAAUAGGUGGGCGAGCACGGUGGGAAUACCCGUGGUGAUGGAGGCGAGCGCAUUCAGCGGCGAAAAUGUGGACGAGAUCUUUGCGAGACUUGCUCGCAUGAUCCUCACCAAAAUUGAGCUGGGAGACAUUGAUCCGGACGAUCCGAUGAGCGGCAUCCAAUACGGGGACGGUUACGGUGGGGGCUGGAGCGCGGGGGCCAGCGACGGUGCGAGUAUUAAGAGUUCCAUGACCGGCGCGACGCUCGACGACACGGGCACCGUGAGGAGACGGAGAGGAAGACGAAAUACCCGGAGCGGCGCAAACUGGGGGCUGCGAGAUUGGGAGGAAGUGUUUACGUUGUCGAACCGACGUAGAGGAGGGAACUGCUGCUAG
Colletotrichum truncatum is the source of this 993-nucleotide messenger RNA. Its product is annotated as GTP-binding protein ypt4. Gene Ontology annotation, cellular component: plasma membrane; recycling endosome. Gene Ontology annotation, biological process: vesicle-mediated transport; regulation of endocytosis. Lineage: Eukaryota; Fungi; Ascomycota; Sordariomycetes; Glomerellales; Glomerellaceae. Gene Ontology annotation, molecular function: GTPase activity; GTP binding. The record is from RefSeq and is a predicted model, not a curated record.